This is a messenger RNA of Eimeria acervulina, 2634 nucleotides long. RefSeq names its product SWI/SNF-related matrix-associated actin-dependent regulator of chromatin, putative. The record is from RefSeq and is a predicted model, not a curated record. Lineage: Eukaryota; Apicomplexa; Conoidasida; Eucoccidiorida; Eimeriidae. Bases 1 to 2634 code for a protein of 877 amino acids. Gene Ontology annotation, molecular function: ATP-dependent chromatin remodeler activity; DNA binding; ATP binding. Gene Ontology annotation, cellular component: nucleus. The transcript is spliced from 11 exons.
AUGGCUGGCAUGUCUGGCAAGGCCCAGGGAGGAGAGGGUGGGAGUAGUAAAGCAAAGAGCGGGAAGCUGCUGCUGCUGCUGCAGCACGGAGAGCGCUUCCUGGAUUUGAUUUGCAGCGGCAGAUAUGACCCGUCGAGAGACGUAGGCGAGCAGCUGAGGGAGCUGCAGCAGCUGCAGCAGCAGCAGCAGGUGCUGCUGCAGCAGCAGCAGCAGCAGCGACAGCAGCGGCAGCGGCGGCGGCAGCAGCAGCAGGAGGAGCUCGAAGGCGAAGAAGAACUAGAGCAGCAGGAUGACUCCCAAGAACAAGAAAAAAACAGCAGCAGCAGCAGCAGCAGCAGCAGCAGGCGUCGUCGUGGGGGUCGUUGGACAAGUAGCGUAGCGGAUGAGGAAGGGGAGGAGGACGAAGAUGGGGAGUGCGGGGCUGCAGCAGGAGCAGCAGGAGCAGCAGGCGUACCUGUGUCUGCAGCCUCGGCAGCAGCAGCAGCAGCAGAAGUGUGUGUACCUUCCUGCGUGCUGCUGCCCCCUAAGCCUCACCAAGUAGAGGGCUUGCGCUGGCUGGCGCGUCUGCAUGCAAAGGGUCUGAGCGGCCUCUUAGCAGACGAGAUGGGGCUUGGGAAGACGUAUCAAACGAUUGCCUUCUUAGGCUAUCUGCAGGAAUAUAAACAUAUCCAAGGGCCGCACCUUAUACUCGCACCUAAAAGCACCAUCGGCAACUGGAUGGCUGAGUUGCGUCGGUUUUGCCCGUCUUUGGGCGCCGUGAAGAUAUUAGGAGAGAAGGAGAAGAGGAAGAGGCUGCUGCACCACCUUCUGUUCGCAUGCAAGCUUGUUAAAGAGACGCAGCAGCAGUACCAGAGCCGCAAGCAGCAGCAGCAACGGCAAUCUGCAGCAGCAGCAGCAGCUAGGAGCAGGGCACAAAGCCCGCUGCUUGAACGAAACAGCAGCAACAGCAGCGGCAGCAGCAGCAAACAGCAGCAGCGGGAAGAUGAAGAGCCUGCAGAGGAGGACGACGGCGACGAAGAAGCCUCCCAACAGCAACACCAGCACCACCAGCAGCCUCAGCAGCAGGAGAAGGAGCAGCAGCAGCAACAGCAGCAGCAGCAGCAGCAGGAAGGAGAAGAGGAGGAGCCUGUGCCUGAGACUGUCAGCGUCGUCGUUGCGUCUUACGAAAUGUUGAUGGCGGAGAAAAAUAUUUUGGGGCAAAUUGAGUGGCAGUAUAUCAUCAUCGAUGAAGCACACAGAAUUAAAAAUGAAGCAGGGAAGCUGGCUACAACUGUUCGUCAGUUCUCAUCGAAAUAUCGGCUGCUGCUAACGGGAACGCCUUUGCAGGUAGGACUGCGAGCAGCAGCAGCAGCAGCAGCAGCGACAGCAGCAGCAGCAGCAGCAGCAGCAGCCGAUUCCCGUCUAAACAACCUGAGGGAGUUAUGGGCGCUGCUGCAUUUUUUGCUGCCGCAGUUGUUUGAAUCUGGCGAAGAUUUUUUGUCUUUGUUCGAUUUAAAUGCUGCAACAGAUGAGGAGGGGGUGGCGCUCACGCAGCAGCAAAUCGAAGAAAGAAAUCUGGCGAUUGUUAACAGACUCCACAGGAUACUCAGGCCUUUCAUGCUUAGGCGAGUAAAGAAAGACGUGCUGCAGGAGAUGCCUCCAAAGAAAGAAGUUAUUUGCUUCGUGCCCCUUUCAGCGAUGCAGCGUACUUUAUACCGGGAUCUGCUUACGAAGAAUGUGGCGGCGCUGCAGGGCGGCGAGGGCUGCGGCAAAUCGCAGCUCCGCAAUUUAGCGGUGCAGCUGCGCAAAGCCUGCAACCACCCGUAUCUCUUCGAAGGCUAUGAGCCGGAAGGCGAAGACCCGUUUGGCGAGCACGUGAUAUUGAACAGCGGGAAGCUGCGUUUUUGCGAUUGUUUGCUGCAGCGGCUAAUAGCUGGGGGCACAAACUUAACUGCUGCUGAUACAGUCAUCAUCUACGAUUCAGAUUGGAACCCACAGGCAGACCUGCAGGCUAUGGAUAGGGCUCAUCGAAUCGGGCAGCAGCGGGCAGUGAAUGUUUAUCGUUUGAUCCAUGAACACACAGUCGAAGAAAAAGUGCUGGAAAGAGCAAACUUAAAACUACAACUCGACACCGCAGUAAUUCAGCAGGGGCGACUGCACGAAGGCAGACAGCGGCAGCCGGAGAUGAGUGCGAGUGCGCUGUUGAAGAUGGUUCAGUUUGGGGCUGAGCACAUCUUCAAGCCGGCGCAGCAAAACGAACUCACUGAAGAAGAGCUCGACGCGAUACUCGCCAGAGGGCAGGAGCGCACGGAGCAGAUGCAUGCGAUGCUGCAGCAGCAAGUGCGGCGUUCUUUGCUGGACUUCAGCAGCAGCAGCAGUAGCAGCAGCAGCAGCCUCUACGAAGCAGAUGACCUCUGCUACCCUGAAGAGAGAAAAGCAGCAGAUAGAGAAGCCUGGGCAGCAAUCGCACAGGAGCAGCUUGCUGCUUCUGCUGAGAGAGACAGCCGCAGAAGGCUGCGCGGCAGCUAUAAAGAUGCUGCUGCAGCAGCAGCAGCAGAGCAGCAACAGCAGCAGCAGCAGCAAAACAACAAAGAGAGAAGCAAACCCGCUCAUAUCCCCAGGAUACCCAAGCUGCCUACUAUGCAGGUGAGAUGA